This is a messenger RNA of Cheilinus undulatus (humphead wrasse), 1101 nucleotides long. It is a transcript of the gene ube2s, whose product is annotated as ubiquitin-conjugating enzyme E2S. The record is from RefSeq and is a predicted model, not a curated record. Lineage: Eukaryota; Metazoa; Chordata; Actinopteri; Labriformes; Labridae. Bases 175 to 885 code for a protein of 236 amino acids. The transcript has 4 exons.
GUUAAAUAGAGAAUCGUAUUUUUGUUCCUGUGUCAACGAAAAGAAGAAAAGAAGAGUAGCCCAUUAAACCCGGCUAAGUUUAUAUUAAAGAGAGUUUUUCAAACAUAACGGAAACGUCACUUCACAUCUGACACAACCCAGACAUUCCCCGCAUCAGCAGAACUCUGUUUGAAGAUGAACUCCAAUGUGGAGAAUUUGCCUCCUCAUGUUCUUCGCCUGGUCUACAAAGAGGUUUCAGCUUUAGCGGCAGACCCGCCUGAGGGUAUCAAGAUUUAUCCCAGUGAGGAAGACAUUACUGAACUGCAUACAGCCAUUGAAGGACCAGAGGGAACUCCAUUUGCCGGUGGCGUUUUCCGAAUGCGUCUGGUCCUCGGGAAGGACUUCCCUGCGGUUCCACCUAAGGGGUAUUUUCUGACCAAGAUUUUUCACCCCAAUGUGGGCCACAAGGGAGAGAUCUGCGUCAAUGUGUUGAAGAGAGACUGGAAGGCAGAACUUGGCCUCCGACAUGUCUUACUUACAAUCAAAUGUCUUCUCAUCCAUCCGAAUCCUGAGUCGGCUCUUAAUGAAGAGGCAGGCCGCUUGCUGUUAGAGGACUAUGCAGAGUAUGAAUCCCGUGCUCGUCUGCUCACAGAGAUCCACGCCAUGGGCGGGCCCGGCGGGACGUCUGGGGCACCUCAGGACCCUAAUGACGGCCCGCAACCAAAAAAGCACGCAGGCGACCCCAUGAAGAGAGCAGGACCAAGUGCAGCAGCUGUGCCAGCAGCUCUGGGUAACGGAGCUAACGGUGCUAGCACCAACAGCAGCAAUAGUAACAAUAGUAGUAACACUAAUAAUGUAGCAGGGAAAAAGAAAGCGGAUAAAAAGCGCGCAUUGAGGCGACUUUAAUACCUCAGCAAAAUACUCAGUGUGUAUGUGUAUGAGUGAGAAAGUGUGUAAAUAUAAAUAUUGAAGUGUGCAGAUGAGUUUUUGUUCCCUUUUUCUGACCAUUUCUACCACUUGUCCAGACUGUCCACUUUGUAUUCAUAUCUCAAAUUUGUCCUGUUGGCGUUGCAGGUGUGUCACUUAUUUCUAAGACAAUAAAAUAUAUUUGUUUGACUUUUA